AUGCCGACUCGCUCGGCAUCCGCUCAGGCAUGUGAAGCUUGCGCCCUUCGCCACAAACCACCGAGCAAGUGGUUGACACGAUGCAGGGCUGUAUAUAAGGAUGCGUUCUGCAUCAGUGGACACGACCAGCGCAACUUCCGCAUCAUGUCAGGCUCCCAUUCUGAACAAGUGCGCCAGAAAUCUACACAUCCACUAUUGGACCUAUGUGGGGAACUCGGUUGGGAAUUCUAUAAAAUCCUCCCUGUUCCGAACAGCCCACAGAAACAGCCGCCACCGAGCCAGACGAGGAAGAAAGGACAGCCCACACAAAGGCUAACCAAGAUCGACGAGAUAGAGAUACCCCCACCCAAUGCGUCAAGGGCCCAUGUACCAACGCCCCUGUACGCAGAUAUUUGCACGCCCACGGGACGGAAAGCCCCACUCCCAUGUCGAGAUGAACCCGAAAGGUUGGGCGCCCAUAUAACCGUUAACGUAGACGGGAUCUGGGUGGUGGAUGAUAGGGAGGAAGAUUAA
Sparassis crispa is the source of this 513-nucleotide messenger RNA. RefSeq lists its product as hypothetical. The transcript has 3 exons. Lineage: Eukaryota; Fungi; Basidiomycota; Agaricomycetes; Polyporales; Sparassidaceae. The record is from RefSeq and is a predicted model, not a curated record. Bases 1 to 513 code for a protein of 170 amino acids.